GCAAUCACGCAGGGAAAAUACCAAAAACGGCGAAGCAGCACUGAAGUGAUGAAAAUGCACGAGACGUAGACGAGACAACGACGACAGCGCGACGACGUUCAGAUCAAUCGAAAGAGAAAAUUAUUAUUUGACUAAUGCUAAUGAUAAAGUGGUUACAAAAAAUCGGUGAAAAACGCGAGCGCGAUAAUUUCUAUAGCUACCAUAUCGGAAAGUGCAAAAAAUUCGUUUUGAUUUUUGUAGACGUGUGAAAUUUGAUUGCCGUCAUUAUUGCGGCAGGUGCGCUAAUAGUCGCGAGUUGCGCCGUCGUCGAAAUCGAAACCAAAAACGUCGACACAUAAAGCAACGAAUAAUUUCCUGUGGAAAAUAACCCCAAAAAAGUAAAGAAUUAAAUCAAUUUUGAGUUUAUGUGUGCUUAGAAUAUCAAUAUCAAAAUAAUCAAAUAUAAUGUGUGCUAAAUGUAGUGCGUAUAGCUCGUCAUUUAGAAAAUAGUGGUGCUGGGCGCCUCAACGCCUGGAAGUGCAAUUAACAGUUUAAAUCAAUUUAAGUGUAAAUAAUAAUCUAUAUUUUUAUACGUGUACGUGUGUGUGCAAUUCCGUAUUGCACCGAAAAGCAAAAAAAUUCCGAAGUCAUCGGGUACCACAACGUUACAACGUCUCAAGGCCAAGGCUGCAGGUGGUAGCGUCAAACGCAGUCGAACAAGCAACGCAGCGGCUGGGACAACAGUAACAUCUUGUAAUAGAAGUAAUAGUGGGAUUGGAGGAAGUGCUCGUGCAGCGGGCGGGCGUAAAUUUACUGCAAACAGUAUAACACAAUUGCAACGAAGUGGCGGCGGUGCUGGUCAGUGGUCAGCAGGGGCGGCGGCGACGACGACGGCUGGAGUGGGUGUUAGCACCGGAGUCAAUUCUCCCUAUACAACGGCACACGAUUCCACUUUGUUGGCUGAAAGAGAAUCCGCAUAUUUGCAAGGUUUUCAAUCACCAAAUUACAAUAACACAACAAAUACAGCACCCACAAAAUCAUCAUAUCAGCAACAACAAAACCAGUCCAAUUACAACAAUUCCCUCUAUAACAACAAUAAUAACGCCAGUGCCAAUUAUACAAAUCACUCAACUUACGCCAAUACAUCAUCGUCAUCGCCACACACAGCCACAACAGCGCCUCAUAACAAAAUCCCGACCGGCGGUGCUGGUUCCACGACAACGAUGAUGAUGACCAAACAAAAAAGUUCGCUCGCAGAGCGUCUUAAUAUUGGAGACGAGGUGCGCGAUUUAAAGCUCGGCUGCACUUAUAAUCCAAAAAAUACAACGACCGCCUUUCACACUAUCAAAUAUGACUUCAAGCCAGCAAGUGUGGACAAAAGUAAAGUAGCAACAGUGGACGUCGGCUCCAAUAAUCAAGUUACCGUUACCGUGCCAAAUCUAGUAAGUUCCGGUGUGCCUCAUACAGUUUAUAAGGGAAACCACAGAAAAUACACAAAAGAAUGUUUAUUGAUUUACGAUCGAAAAACCGGUGGUAUUACAUUCGAGAAAUUAAAUCAUAAUAUUCAAGUGAAAAAGACGAGGAGUGAGAUGACAAACAAACCAAGUGCGAUAGCUGCCAGCGUGAAUGUAGCACCGCAGCAAAAACUAGAGAAUAGUACGAUGCGCAUCACAUCGAAGACGAAAGUGUCGACAGGGAGUCGUCGAAAUAAUAUAAUUGAUUUUAAGCCAAGAAACUCGCCAUCCGCAUCCGCAUCGCCGUCUGCACCGCCAUCCAUACACAAAAGUCCACAGUCAGCGCCGGCCUGGAACGCAAAUAAUACACAAGCCACGCUGCCCAGCAUUCCAAUGAUCUUCGAUGACGAUGAUGGCACAUUCGGACUGACCGCGGCCGCCGCCGCCACUGGCAAUAGUCAUAUGCACGGUGGCAGUGGCGGUGAUACGGCGAAUAUGUCUUCAUCAUCUUCUGCGUCGAGUCAUAACAAUUCAGCUCACGAUUAUCACAUGCAAAUGCAACAGCAACAACAUCAACCUGCGCCGACCAAACAGUCAAAGCAAUCGCAUCGCAACAAUCAGAAACGGCAAAACAAUUUGAACGCUGCGGCGGCGACGUCGGCCACAAAUGCGUCAGCACAGAGUCAUGGCAAACAGACGAAACACAAUCGUAUGGAACAACGAACUGCCUCGCCACAAAACUUUACACACCAACAACAGCAUAGGCAUAAUCCUUACCAACAACAACAGCAACCCAACAACAAUCGCAUGUACGCCACAAACUCAACGUCCUCAAUGCAUAUGUCGAAUGGCGGUGGUGCUGGUGGCUAUCACAACAACAGCAACAACAUGUCCAUGGGCAAUCAAAUGUUGCAACAACAACAUCAUCAGACACAACAACAACAACACCACAAUAUGCCAGGCAUGUCAUCGCCACACGAUAGCGAUGCCGCAAUGGCUAGUGCGGCGGCGCAACUCGAACAGCAAAUACGCGGUCUUAGCUCCUCCAGUUCGAGUUCUAGCUCAGAUUCGAGCGGCAGCGAUUGUGGCAGUGACUCAGGCAGCGAUAGUAGUGAUGAAGAAGAUGGUGCUGGUAAUCAUCAUCCUCAGCAGCAGCAUCACCAUCAUCAGCAACAACAACAACAACAGCCACAUGCGCAACAUCAAAUGCAUCAAUUGCCAAAUUUGAUGUCAGCGCUGCCGCCAAUGAAUGCUGCGGCACAGCCACAACAACAACAACACUACAAUCGCAAUGCGCCUUCAUCUGGUUAUGCGUCUAAUAAUAGCCACAACAACAACAAUGGUGCAUUUACAAGUGAUUUGCUGCAAAACGAUCUGCAAUUAUCAUCGAACUCAUCCGAUGAAGAUGAUUAGUAAUAGUGGAAUAUAUAUACAUAUAUUUAUAUAUUAUAGAUUUACACACACACACACACGCGCUACAUACAAGAAAAAAAAAUACACAAGCAACAAUAUAGUAACAACAAAAACAUACGUAGACAUAUAUUUGUUUGCUAAUAUUAUGAAAGUUUUUUUUUUGUUUUUGCUUUUAAUUGCUUGCAUACACGUAUGUAUGUAUUUUAAGCGGAUUUAUAUAUAUUUUAGUUAUGCAUUCUAUUCUACUUUAGGCAACUAAUUUUUUGUUUAGGCGUUUCUUUUUUAAAUUAAUAAUAAUAUUACUAUAUAUAUAUAUAUAUAUGUAUAUAUGUAUAUAUAUACUUUUAAACUGAAAUUCAAGUUUGCACGCAACGCUUGCAAAACUGUGCAUAUAUACUCUCCGCUCUUAUUUUUUUAUUCUAUAUGAAACUGAAAAUGCUGAAUUUAUUUGCAAUUGUAAUAUAAACAUAACUCUUGUACUCUUAGCAACAUGUUGCUAGAGUAUACAAAUGUUGCGGCAUCACAAAGUUGCUUGGUUAUUGAUUUAAAUAAUUAAAAAGCAGUGCGCAUAUAGCUACUAGAGGGCGAAGGGGAGUGUUGAGGAAGUGUUAAUUUAAUACUAGUAAAAUUUAAAGUGAAAAUAACUUAGCAAAGCAAACACUGCACACUACAUACAUAUAUGCAUGUUUGUAAUAGGUCUAAAAAACAAGACAACACAAACAAGGCAAACACUGUGUUGCAGCAUAAAUAUUGUAGAAACCCGCAGCAGAAAUGAAAUUAAGUUGUACAAAAGCGUUAGAAAAACAAUGUUAAAAUGAAAAUAAAAUAAUAGCAACAACAACAAUUUAGUAAAAUAAUGUAACACAAACGAAUGAAAAUGCCAAUUUGUAUAUAGUAUAUAAAACAAAAACAAAAAAUUUAAUAAUAUUUUCGCUCAUUUAAAUUUAUACAAAAUAAGUUUAGUUACACAAACAACAACAAAAAAAAAACAAAUGUUUUGUGCGCAUGCGCCAUGUGAAACAUUUAAAUAAGUCCAAAAUAAACGUAAACAUAGCAGUAAAAAGCUAAUAUGCAAUCAGUAACUGUGCAGGUUUAAGAGAUUUAUAAAUACGAAAACACAAAAUACUGGCAAAAAUAGGGGUAAUUUAGUGGUUAGACAAAAGCUGUACAUGAUGGGAAAUUAACAUGUGCAUUUAAAUGAUCUACAUACUUAAAUUGUAAAACAAAGGAAAUUUAAAGAAAAAAAUAAUGUGAAAGAGAUUUUGUAAAGUGCAAGCAAUUUUGUUAUUUAUUAAUGCAACUUUAUGAAUUGCAACAAUUAUUAUAAAAUUACGAAUUUUCAAUAUUUUUGUUAUGGAAAUACAUAAAUAGUUUUUGUUAGAAAAAAGCAAUAUAAAUUAAUUUUUAACAAAGAUGGCAAAGAAGUGAUUUUUUUAAUUUAAAUUUUAAAUUUUUUUAUUAUUAAUUUUAUUACUUUCUUUAAUUUUUGUUUUAUUUUUUGCUAUUUUUAUAGAAAAAAAUAUAAAUUCAUUUUCAACAAAAAGGUCUUAGGAUAGAUCUUUUUAAAUUAUUUUUUUUAGAAAAUUCACUUAACAUAACAAAAAAAUGUCUUAGAAGUUAUUUUUUAAAUUUUAAUUUUAAUUUUUUUUUUUUUUUGGUUUAGAAAAAAUCACAUUUUGUAGCAUUAUAAAUUAAUUUCCAAGAAGUGAUAUUUUUUAAAUAUUAAUUGAUUAAUUUAAAAAAAAUCAAAUUCGAAGCAGUUUAAAUUCAUUUCUAACAAAAAAAGAGCUCUAAGAAGUAAUUUUUUUUUAAUUUGAUAUUUUUUUAAGAAAAUAUUUUCCUUUAAAAUUAACUAUUUUUUUUUGCAAAUAAAUAACAAUUUUCUAAUGAAAUAUUGAAAAUUCGAAAUUUUUAGUAUAAUAUGAAAUUACAUAAAUUAAGCGCGAAAAAUUUUUGUGUAUUUUAUUAUUUUUACAGUUAUUUGUUUUCGCAUAUAAAUAUUUUUUUUUUAUUUUUAUUUAUUAAAUGAAAUGUUUUAUAUUUUUUAAAUUAAAAUAAAUUAUUAUUUGAAUUAAAUUACAUUUCAAAUAUACUCAAACAAUUUGCAAAAAAGCAGCAAUUUGAAAAAGAAAUAAUAAUAAUAGAAUAUGCAAAAUAUUUUUUUUUUAUCAAAUUUAGUUAUGGAAGAUUAAAUGCGCUUUGGAAAAAAAACUGGUUAGUGGCUCAAAGGAAAUUAGAAUGCGUUAAAAAAACGUUACAUAAUUACAGAAAUAGUAAAAUAUUUUGUUACAACAACAACAAUAAGCUGAAAAAAUGUUUUCCGAACUUUUUUCUUAUUUAAAUUUAAAUUUGUUAUAAAAAAAUCGAAACUUAAAAAAAAUCAUUUUAAGUAAAUUCAAAGCUGUCAAAGCAAAGUAACAAAAGGACUGUCAAACUUUUAUUUUUUUUUGUUGUAAAAAAAAAUAUAAUAUUUUUCAAUCAUUUUUGUUGAAUGCUGGUGAGUUGACUCACGGAAAAUAAAUCGCGGUGCGUAGAAUCGACUACUUGGAGCCUUACUUUGCCUGCCUGAAAGCAGCAGUUAAAAAUUUGAAAUUUACUUAACACCAAAAUUUUGGGUUUGAAACUCAUUGACAAUUUAGUUUUUAGUUUUUUAGCAGAGCUUGCCAGCAGUAGGGCACUUAUAAAAUAAAUGUUAAAGAAUUCUGACAAACUAAAUUUGAAUUUGAAAUUAAAAAAAAAAAAAAACAAUAUUACAAAAACAACAAUAAUUUAUUUCUAGAAAAAAAUCUAAAUUUUAAUUAUGUUUUAUUCGCGCUUAAUUUAUAAUUUAUUGGUUUAUAUGUAUAACUCAUUAUUUCAUAGCUCAUUUAACAGCAACAAGAAAUAGCAAUACACAACAGUGAACAUGCAUAUACACACACAUUUAUAUAUAUACAAGCAUAAAUGCAUACAAAAUGUCUAAAAAAAUGUUGCCAUUUCAACUGAAGAGAGGUUGUAAAAUAAAAUAAAAUAAAAAUAGUUUAAAGCAACAACGCUGUUACAUUUAAACACAACAAAAAUGCUAUAAAAAAAAAGAAA
Messenger RNA from Zeugodacus cucurbitae (melon fly), 5924 nucleotides. It is a transcript of the gene Eaf, whose product is annotated as ell-associated factor Eaf. Gene Ontology annotation, molecular function: transcription elongation factor activity. The transcript is spliced from 9 exons. The coding region runs from base 1203 to 2846 and encodes 547 amino acids. Gene Ontology annotation, cellular component: super elongation complex. Lineage: Eukaryota; Metazoa; Arthropoda; Insecta; Diptera; Tephritidae. Gene Ontology annotation, biological process: regulation of transcription elongation by RNA polymerase II; positive regulation of DNA-templated transcription. The record is from RefSeq and is a predicted model, not a curated record.